Messenger RNA from Choloepus didactylus (southern two-toed sloth), 7000 nucleotides. It is a transcript of the gene TTBK1, whose product is annotated as tau tubulin kinase 1. Gene Ontology annotation, molecular function: protein serine/threonine kinase activity; ATP binding. Gene Ontology annotation, cellular component: nucleus; cytoplasm. The transcript has 15 exons. The coding region runs from base 132 to 4124 and encodes 1330 amino acids. Gene Ontology annotation, biological process: peptidyl-tyrosine phosphorylation; signal transduction; peptidyl-serine phosphorylation. The record is from RefSeq and is a predicted model, not a curated record. NCBI's taxonomy places the organism in Eukaryota, Metazoa, Chordata, Mammalia, Pilosa, Megalonychidae.
CGGCCCCGGGGGAUGCGCCGCCCCGAGCCGCUGCCUCCGCCGCCGCCGCAGCCUCAGCCGCAGCGGGCACAGAGCAGGUAAAUGGCCCCCCAAGGGCAGGCCCUGCGGACACCCCUCCCUCGGGCUGGCGGAUGCAGUGCCUAGCGGUCGCUCUUAAAGACGAAACCAACAUGAGUGGGGGAGGGGAGCAGGCCGACAUCCUGCCGGCCAACUACGUGGUCAAGGACCGCUGGAAGGUGCUCAAGAAGAUCGGGGGCGGGGGCUUUGGUGAGAUCUACGAGGCCAUGGACCUUCUGACCAGGGAGAACGUGGCCCUCAAGGUGGAGUCAGCCCAGCAGCCCAAACAGGUCCUCAAGAUGGAGGUGGCCGUGCUCAAGAAGCUGCAAGGGAAAGACCACGUGUGCAGGUUCAUUGGCUGUGGCAGGAACGAGAAGUUUAACUACGUAGUGAUGCAGCUUCAGGGCCGGAACCUGGCUGACCUGCGCCGCAGCCAGCCGCGAGGCACCUUCACGCUGAGCACCACGCUGCGACUGGGCAAGCAGAUCCUGGAGUCCAUCGAGGCCAUCCACUCUGUGGGCUUCCUGCACCGUGACAUCAAGCCAUCGAACUUUGCCAUGGGCAGGCUGCCCUCCACCUACAGAAAGUGCUACAUGUUGGACUUCGGACUGGCCCGGCAGUACACCAACACCACGGGGGAUGUUCGGCCCCCCCGGAAUGUGGCUGGGUUUCGAGGGACUGUUCGCUACGCCUCGGUAAAUGCCCACAAGAACCGGGAGAUGGGCCGCCAUGAUGAUCUGUGGUCCCUCUUCUACAUGCUGGUGGAGUUUGCAGUGGGCCAGCUGCCCUGGAGGAAGAUCAAGGACAAGGAGCAGGUGGGGAUGAUCAAGGAGAAGUAUGAGCACCGGAUGCUGCUGAAGCACAUGCCCUCCGAGUUCCACCUCUUCCUGGACCACAUCGCCAGCCUCGACUACUUCACCAAGCCCGAUUACCAGUUAAUCAUGUCGGUGUUUGAGAACAGCAUGAAGGAGCGAGGCAUCGCUGAGAAUGAGGCCUUUGACUGGGAGAAGGCGGGCACCGACACCCUCCUGUCCACAAGCACCUCCACCCCGCCCCAGCAGAACACCCGGCAGACGGCAGCCAUGUUUGGGGUAGUCAACGUGACACCAGUGCCUGGGGACCUGCUCCGGGAGAACACAGAGGAUGUGCUGCAGGGAGAGCACCUGAGCGACCAGGAGAAUGCACCCCCGAUCCUGCCCGGGCGUGGCCCUGAGGGACUGGGCUCCAGCCCUCACCUUGUCCCCCACCCCGGGGGGCCUGAGGCCGAGGUCUGGGAGGAGACAGAUGUCAACCGGAACAAGCUCCGGAUCAACAUCGGCAAAACCCCCUGUGUGGUGGAGGAGGAGCAGAGCCGAGGUGUGGGGGUCCCCAGCUCUCCGGUGCGUGCCCCUCCAGACUCCCCGACAACCCCAGUCCGCUCUCUACGCUACCGGAGGGUCAACAGCCCUGAGUCGGAGAGGCUGUCCACAGCAGAUGGGCGGGUGGAACUGCAUGAGAGGAGGUCCCGAAUGGAUCUGCCCGGCUCACCCUCACGCCAGGCCUGCUCCUCGCAGCCAGCCCAGAUGCUGUCAGUGGACACGGGCCACGUCGACCGGCAGGCCAGUGGCCGCAUGGACGUGUCAGCCUCUGUGGAGCAGGAGGCCCUGAGCAACGCCUUCCGCUCAGUGCCGCUGGCCGAGGAAGAGGACUUCGACAGCAAGGAGUGGGUCAUCAUUGACAAGGAGACAGAGCUCAAGGACUUCCCCCCCGGGGCCGAGCCCAGCACUUCGGGCACCACAGACGAGGAGCCCGAGGAGCUGCGGCCACUGCCAGAGGAGGGUGAGGAGCGGCGGCGGCCCGGGGUGGAGUCUGUCGUCCGGCCCCGGGGGCGCGGCAUGCAGACUCUGGCCGAGGAGGACCCACGGCAGACACAGCCCCAGCCCCUGCCACCCCAGCUGAGCCAGGCCGACGGCAGGUCGGAGACAUCGCAGCCACCCACGCCUGGCAGCCCUUCCCACUCGCCCCUGUACUCGGGACCCCGCCCUCGACGGAGAGAGUCAGACCCCACAGGCCCACAGAGACAGGUGUUCUCCAUGGCACCCCUGUUUGAGGUGAACGGCCUCCCACGAGCUGUGCCGCUGAGCCUGCCCUACCAGGACUUCAAGAGAGAUCUCUCCGACUACCGGGAGCGGGCACGACUCCUCAGCAGGGCCCGGAGGGUGGGCUUCUCGCACAUGCUGCUUGGCACCUCCCAAGUCCCGCUGGCUCCUGUUCAGCCUCAGGCCAACGGGAAAGAGGAAGAGGAGGAGGAGGAGGAGGAAGAAGAGGAAGAGGAGGAGGAAGAGGAGGAGGAGGAAGAAGAGGAGGAAGAGGAGGAAGAGGAGGAGGAGGAAGAAGAGGAGGAGGAGGAGGAAGAGGAGGAGGCGGCAGUGGCUCUGGGGGAGGCACUGGGGCCGCACAGCGGCUCCAGCAGUGAGGAGAGUGAGAGGAGCACCGACCGAAGCCAAGAGGGUGCCCCGUCCACGCUGCUGGCCGACGACCAGAAGGAGUCCAGGGGCCGGGCCUCCGUGGCCGACGGGGACCUGGAGCCUGAGGAGGGCUCCAAAACACUGGUGCUUGUCUCCCCUGGCGACAUGAAGAAGUCGCCCGUCACUGCUGACCUGGCCCCCGACCCUGACCUGGGCACCCUGGCUGUCCUCACGCCUCAGCACGAGCGGCCCCAGCCUACCGGCAGCCAGCUGGACGUGUCUGAGCCAGGCACCCUGUCCUCCGUCCUCAAGUCUGAGCCUAAGCCUCCGGGGCUUGGGGCAGGGCCAGGGGCAGGGGCAGUGGCCACAGGGGCCGGGGGAGCAGCAGUCACCUCCUCACCCUUCACCAAAGUCGAGAGGACCUUUGUGCACAUCGCAGAGAAAACCCACCUCAACGUCAUGUCUUCCGGUGGGCAGGCCUCGCGGCACGAGGAGCUGGGCACUGGGGUGGAGCUGGGCCUGGAAGUGCCCUCGGAUGGGAGGCCUACAGAGGAGGGGGUCCCCAUGCCCCUGGAAAACGGCAUUGCCCUGUCAGGGAUGGAUGGGACAGAGACUGAGGGCUACGGCCUGUCCGCUCCCCCCAGGGACACCCCCUCGGAGGUGGCCACCGACUCACUGCCCAAUGGCUCAGCCCUUGCUGAUGGGCCAGCCCCAGCGUCCCUGCUGGAGCUAGGCCCUGAGAAACUGUACACUGUCUCCCCUAGUCGCCAUGCCAUGCCAGGCCCUUGCCCAAGGAGCCGUAUCCCCGUCCUGUUGUCUGAGGAGGACACGGGCUCGGAGCCUUCAGGCUCGCUGUCAGCCAAAGAGCGGUGGGUCAAGAGGGCACGGCCGCAGCAGGACCUGGCGCGGCUGGUGAUGGAGAAGAGGCAGGGCCGGCUGCUGCUGCGGCUGGCCUCGGGGGCCUCAUCUUCCUCCAGCGAGGAGCCACGCCGCGCCUCUGAGACGCUCUCGGGCACGGGCUCUGAGGAGGACACCCCAACCUCCGAGCCCGCGGCACCCAGGAAGGCCGGGCGGGCAGCUGCCACCCGGAGCCGGAUCCCCCGCCUCAUCAGCAUCCGCAUGUCCACAACUGCCGCAGCCCAGCAGCCCCCCAGAAGACCCCAGGAUGUGGCUCCAGCAUCAGACACAGCCAUCACCAGCAGGCUCCAGCUGCAGAAACCCCUAGGGUCGGCUAUGGCUGCUGACCUCCGCCCCAAACAGCCCGCAAGCCGCGGUCCCGGCCCAGGCCGAGCCCGUGCCGGCGCCAGACCCCCCAGCCACGCCCCUGCCCCCCGCAGUCCCGGCCUCCCCACCGCCACCGCCACCGCCACCUCCGCUGCGCGCAAUUCCAGCGCGUCCCCGCGGAGGCAGUCCCUGUCCCGCAAGGAGAGCCCCUCCCCAUCGCACCAGGCUCGGCCCAGGGCCCCCCCAUCCCGGGGAGCCCCGCAGGUCCGGGCUCGGCCGGACGGCACCCCCUCUCCAGGGGGUCCCAAGAAAGGACCCAGAGGGAAACUCCAGACUCAGAGCGCAGCAACCAAAGGCCGGGCAGGCGUCGCCGAGGGCCGGGCCGGGGCCAGAUAAUGACGCCCGCGACUCUCCGCGCCCGGCCGGACUGGCCCUCCCCGGCCCCCCGACCCUUACACCCCGGCCUCCCACCCGCAGCCGGCCACACUGGAACAGCUCCCAGCACAGCCUUACGCGCCUGACGCGCGCCACCCGCGGCCCCAGCUUCCCGCCUGCACACGCGAGGACGCGCGCGACCACGCGCCGACUCCUCCCCCUCGCCCGGCUGGUGGGGGGCGCCGCGCCGCGCGGGGGAGGAGCCGCCUCCCCUUCCUUCCCCUCUGCUCGCGACUCCUGCCGCCCCGCCGGUGGGGUGGGCCCACACGGUUUCUUCCUCCCCGGGAAGGCUCAGCCACAUCUCACCCAGGACUCCACUUCUCGAGAUGCCCUAUUCACCCACUAGGCCUCGGCUGCUCCUCGUGCUCCCGCAGGGACCUCUGCUUACACCGCCCGCGGCGCCUUUCACUGCUCCUGACCCUCUGCCAGCCAAAGCCGCCCCCGCCCCCUUUUCAGAGAAAGCAGCCUCAAAUUCCAGAAGUGGAGGCACCUGGGGGCCACACUACAGUCCCCUGGAGCGUGGUGGCCCGGGAGGCGGCUUCUCAGCUGCCAGCCUGGGAGUAGGGGUGCGGUGUGUGGCCAGGGCCAUUGGUGUACUCGGGUUGGUCAGCUCCAUCCUGGAUGUCCCCGUGGGACCCAGUGGGCAGACGAUUCUUGGGGGUGGGGGUGGGGAUCCCCUACAUCUCUAGCGUGCAGUGAUCCCUCCCCUAAUUUUGUGUGGGCUCUUAGUAGGAACUUUUCCAGUGUGUCAGCUACCUUCUUGGGUGAGCAAUUCCCAGUGGGAAGUUGGAGGGGGGCUUUAAAAGAGGUUUCAUCUCCUCCCUUGGUCCCUUGAUUUAGUGCUCAGGACCCCUCACCAUCAGGAAUUCCUUCUUGCCAUUGAGCCUGAGUCCUGCCUACUGCUGUGUCAGUGACUUCCUCCUCUCCUGAGUCCCGUGGCUGUGGGGAAUGGCUGGCUCUUAUCUCCUCUGUGCUGGGCCUUGGGAGAUUCAGAGACUCAGUUUUGGCUGGAUUUUCCUGCUCUCGGGGCUGUGGAGAGGGGACUAGGUCAGGCCACCACCUUCCCCAGUGGUCAGAGGGGGCAAAGACAGGCAGACAGAUAUGCAGCUGGUCCCCAGACUUGAGGCAGAAAGGCCCUUCUAACUUCCAGAUUAUAUGCUUGUGUGAUGAGCCCCAGUCCCAAGCGUCCCCCCUCCAGCUCACCCUUCAGCCCACCCCUCUUGCCCUCCCUGCAGCCCAUGCAGCCAAGCUGUUCCUGCAGAUGCCGAGGACAGCACUGCUCCAUGAAUUGGUGAGGGGCCUCCUCCCGGGUUCUGGCUCCCACAUAGCUCACCCACCUCAUCAGGAGUCUGAUCUGCCUAAGUCUGGGUCAGGCAACACACUGGCUGCAGAGAGGACAGCCAACAUUAUCUAUCUGGGAUAGGCCCCCUGCAGGCCUCUUCCGUUCUCAGCACCUGCAGCCUCUGCCCAUGGCCUGUCCCCUCUGUCUCCCUGGGCCCCAGAGAGCAAGCCGAGACACCCAGAGGAAGAGGAAGUCCCCAGCAUGCCCCAGCUGCCUGGCAUAUCCAGCCACCAUCACCCAGAAGGAGGCCCAGGAGGAAGGAUCCCAGGAGCCGCCUGGUGGUGCCAGCUGCACCCCUUGUGGGCAGUCAGCAGGCUCGGGCAGUGCUUCUAGGCCAAGGUGGUGGCUUCCAUGCAGACCAACCCAGGGGAGGACUCAAGAGUGGAUAGUCUUUGAAGUCCACCCCAUGCUGACGCAGAAGCACCCAGAACACUCAGGAAACCUCUCCGGACAGAGCCCUCCUUGUCAACCUGAGGCUCUCCCAAGGCCUCUCCUGCCCUCUGGAUCCAGCAGCAGGGGUGGAGGAGGGGCCACUCCCUCCCACCCAGAGCUUCUUGGAAUUACAAUCAGCUCAUGCCAGGUGGGGACCAGGGCAUGACCUCUGGUGCCCAGGGGCUGGGCCUGCUCCUUGCCACCAACCGAACCGUGAAUGUAGGGCCCCAGCCUCACUCCUGCCCCAGGACCAACAACACCCUGGUUUUGGAGUUGGGAGGAAGAGGGGGAGCCUGAGAGAGCCCCAGGCCCACCCCCCACCCCCAGCUUCACCCAGCACUGGAGCUGGACAGAGACACAAAACCCCAUUAGCCCUUGGGAUUUCAGACUUCCCUGGGGCUCCCAACUGACCUCAGGCCUCUGUGUCAUUGUCACUGGAGUGACUAGGCAAAGAGGUUGAGGGGGGUGUCAAGGGGACUGACUCUGCUCCUGUCCCCAGGGAGGAUCCAGGGCAGAGGAAACCACAUCUCCCAGCACCCCCGUCCCCAGCUGCAGCCUCUUCCCCCAUAAGCAUCCAUCCCCCCCACCAGGCCCUCCCUGUCCUGAGCCCCUCCUUAUAAAAGAGGGUCACCCUUGCACUUCCCCAUUACGACAGCCUGUGUCACUGGCUCAGAUGUGAGGUCCGCUCACCCAGAACAUGCCAGCCCUCCCCCACCUCACUGUGCAAGAAGGGAAUGCAGGAGAGGGGCCGUGCCCUUGGCAUUGGGCUCCCUGCUUCCCAGCUCCUUGAAGGGGCCUGUCUUGCUCAGUCUUCUCAGCUCCGAGGACUAGCCCUGAGGGGCAUGGGGUGGGGACAGAGAGUCACCCUCCUCCAGGAAACCACCCAAGAAUGUUUACACGCCAAACAGAAUGUAACCCCCCUUCCCCCUCCCAUCACUGCAUGGCCUCUGCCCAUCCCGCGCCUGUCCAUCCCCACUCCACAUCCCGGAAGCCGCUGUCAUGAUUAGAUAGGGUAUCGGAAGGGGAGUAGCCAUCACACCAUUAAAAAGCCUGUGGACCUUUC